AUGGCAUCGGUGCUGAAGUUCUUUCCCAACACCAGUGAGCCUUUUGGACCAUUGCUGAAUAUUAUGUCGAGAUUCGAAAUUGCACUCAGCAAGCCAUUUCUUGUAGACAGGUCCAUUCAUUAUAGUCUAAGCAUGCUAGCCUAUGCGCCUGACCUUAAAAUCACGCGUAAAAGGCUUCAGGACACUUUAAAGGAUAUCGUUGUAAUCGACAAGAAGGAAAAGAUAUCUACCCAUGAACAUAUCUUUUCUGUUGGGAACUUCCCUUGGUCCAAGGACGUCAAGAUACUUUUGAAAAGUCCCAUUCCACCCGAAGAAGGAGAAAGUUGGUUGAAUCACGCAAAACAACAAUGUCAUAAGAGAUUGAAACCCGUGACGGCGACGGGAUUAAUUUUGAUGAUAUCGAAGCGCAAAUAUGAAUACAAGGGUCAGGGCGCCUACAGUGCAAUUUGGCGGAAUGUCACUAUCAAGGAAACGCUUGAGUCAGAGAUCAUUUAUGAAGAAUUUCCAUUCCAAGGCAAGGGACCAAUUAUUGCUUUUGAUCCUAACAGACGCUAG
Molecule: messenger RNA, 555 nt
Organism: Sclerotinia sclerotiorum 1980 UF-70
Lineage: Eukaryota; Fungi; Ascomycota; Leotiomycetes; Helotiales; Sclerotiniaceae
Exons: 2
Coding region: 1-555 (184 amino acids)
Source: RefSeq, a predicted model, not a curated record